Annulohypoxylon truncatum is the source of this 740-nucleotide messenger RNA. RefSeq lists its product as uncharacterized. The transcript has a single exon. NCBI's taxonomy places the organism in Eukaryota, Fungi, Ascomycota, Sordariomycetes, Xylariales, Hypoxylaceae. Bases 260 to 640 code for a protein of 126 amino acids. The record is from RefSeq and is a predicted model, not a curated record.
AUAUAUAUAAAACGAAACUUACUUCCCUCACUAAAGCAAACUUCUUUCAAAGUACCGGCAUCCAACGGAAUCCAUCUUUCAUUCAUCAUACCUUGGAAAAUAUUGACAGCCAACCCUACCCAAAUCCUUAAUUCCUAGUCCUAAUUCAACCUAACACUCCAAAUCAACUUACAUAUACACACUGCACACCGCAUCGGACGACAACAUACGAGAGAACCCACAUACAUACCUAAGUACUUGCAUCACAACAUCUCAAGCAAUGGGGAAAUCCGAGAUUCGAGAUUGGUGGCGUACCCAGCCCACGGCACAUCCCUCCCGUCUUCAGCCCACCGUGCCUAUCUGCCCAUGCGCGGCGUGUUUCAACGGUACCGGCCACGACCAAGAAGUAUCCGCGAAUCCAAAAGACCCCGGAGAGAUUCUACCGCCUAGAAAAAGCAAGGCCACCUCUUCAUCUGUCGAGAAGCCGAAGCCACAAUGGAACGAGAAGGAGGACAACAUCAAGGCAACCCUUGUCGAGAAGACAUGGUACAAGCAAGCCAGCGGCCUAGCCCGAAAACCAAGCAGUGCAAGUAUGGCUUCGGAUCUAGCUCCGUUAUGCUCGGCGUCAUCACAGCGAACGAGUGUCUCGAGUGCAGCUUAGGAGUCUAAUUGGGCACCAUGCCAAAAGAUCGUCAGGGCUAAGGCGACGCCUUAUGCAUCCUUGCAACGACAAUUUUCUAAUUGAACGACACCAUAGACGG